Brenthis ino (lesser marbled fritillary) is the source of this 621-nucleotide messenger RNA. The record is from the annotation of a GenBank genome assembly. Lineage: Eukaryota; Metazoa; Arthropoda; Insecta; Lepidoptera; Nymphalidae.
AUGGCCUGCUCAGUAGACGCCCCCUCCCUCAAGGACUUGCCCAAAGUGGCCAAUGACCUCAAGAGUCAGCUCGAAGCAUUCAACCCAAGCUGUUUACGCGAUGUCGACACCAAUGAAAAGAUCGUCCUGCCUUCCGCGGAAGACGUUGCGAAAGAGAAGCAACACACAGCACUUCUACACGACGUUGAACAAUUUCAAACAUCCUCUUUAAGAAAAACGGACACGGUAGAAAAAAUAGUCUUACCAAACGCCAUAGAUGUUGCCACCGAAAAAAAUCAAAAAUCCCUGUUUGAUGGCAUUGAAAAAUUCGACGCCACUAGGCUGAAGCACACAGAAACACAGGAAAAGAAUCCGCUUCCGGACAAAGACGUUGUCGCAGCGGAAAAGGCGCAUCAGAACCUUCUAGAUGGAGUGGAGCACUUUGACAAGAGCCAAAUGAAACAUACGACGACGGAAGAGAAGAAUUCUUUGCCGCCAAUUGAAGCCAUUGAAGCGGAAAAGGAAAAGAACAAGUUCCUGAACGGGAUCGAAAACUUCGACCCCACCAAGCUGAAGCACACCGAGACUUGCGAGAAGAACCCUCUGCCUACGAAGGACAUCAUCGAGCAGGAGAAGACCGCU